CAGUGUGAACUAGUCUAUUUGACGUUUCGAACAAUAGCGAAUAACGAAUAAGUCUUCUAUUCCAAACAUUAAAGUUGUGCUUCGCUUAACAAAAUGAACAGACUUUUCGGUCGAGCUAAGCCCAAAGAACCAGCAGCGAGUAUCACCGAUUGCAUCGCUGGGGUUGACAGUAGAGCAGACUCCACGGAGAAAAAGAUAGCGAAAUUGGACGCGGAACUAAAGAAAUACAAGGAUCAGAUGGUUAAAAUGAGAGAAGGUCCCGCAAAGAACGCAGUAAAGGCUAAAGCAUUACGCGUUUUAAAGCAACGAAAAAUGUACGAGGCACAGGCUGAUAAUUUACGUCAACAAGCAUUUAACAUGGAACAAGCAAAUUACGCGACGCAAACGUUAAAAGAUACUCAGACGACUGUGGUCGCUAUGAAAGAGGGAGUUAAACAGAUGCAGAAGGAAUUUAAAAAUAUCAAUAUAGAUAAGAUAGAGGACCUUCAAGAUGACCUGGCCGAUAUGCUUGAACAAGCCGACGAAGUUCAAGAGGCAAUGGGUCGUAGCUACGGUAUGCCAGAAAUCGACGAGGAUGAAUUAGCUGCCGAAUUAGAAGCUCUUGGCGAUGAUUUAGCCAUCGAUGAAGACACUAGUUAUUUGGAUGACGCUAUCAAAGCACCGAACGCUCCGGAUAAAGAACCGGGCGCUACCUCGGUCAGGAAUAAGGACGGUGUCUUGGUCGAUGAGUUUGGCUUGCCGCAAAUACCAGCCAGUUAAAACAUUAUCGAACGAUAUAAUUAACCACAGUGUUUAUCGAUAUAUGUACCUAAAUAAGCUCGGCCCGUGGGAGACUUUGAAAAGCUUUUCGAAAUGCCGUCUCUGUAGAUAAACUUUCAAAGUAUUAACAAAAUUUUUCAACCGAUCAACUAUACACUUUUGCGCAUUGCCAGUCUCUCGAUCACUAACGCGAUAUUUCAUUGUUGCCGAUAGAUAUACUAUUUUUAUUCCAUUGUGUUUAAGUUGUUAAUGUAUAGAUCGAACUAAUAAAUAAAAUUUAUAUGA
This is a messenger RNA of Osmia bicornis bicornis, 1044 nucleotides long. It is a transcript of the gene Vps60, whose product is annotated as charged multivesicular body protein 5. The transcript is spliced from 4 exons. Gene Ontology annotation, biological process: late endosome to vacuole transport via multivesicular body sorting pathway; vesicle budding from membrane. The coding region runs from base 94 to 759 and encodes 221 amino acids. Gene Ontology annotation, cellular component: multivesicular body. The record is from RefSeq and is a predicted model, not a curated record. Lineage: Eukaryota; Metazoa; Arthropoda; Insecta; Hymenoptera; Megachilidae.